Molecule: messenger RNA, 2192 nt
Organism: Dipodomys ordii (Ord's kangaroo rat)
Lineage: Eukaryota; Metazoa; Chordata; Mammalia; Rodentia; Heteromyidae
Gene: Slc7a8
Product: solute carrier family 7 (amino acid transporter light chain, L system), member 8
Exons: 7
Coding region: 1-945 (314 amino acids)
Biological process (GO): neutral amino acid transport; amino acid transmembrane transport
Cellular component (GO): membrane
Molecular function (GO): neutral L-amino acid transmembrane transporter activity; L-amino acid transmembrane transporter activity
Source: RefSeq, a predicted model, not a curated record
AUGGGUCAACUGCUCCAGUGUGCGGUGGGCCACUCGGGUUCAAGACAUCUUUACAGCUGGGAAGCUCCUGGCCCUGGCGCUGAUCAUCAUCAUGGGAAUUGUACAGAUAUGCAAAGGAACCUUCCCAGAGCCAUCUUCAUCUCCAUCCCACUGGUCACAUUUGUGUAUGUCUUUGCCAAUGUCGCGUAUGUCACUGCAAUGUCCCCUCAGGAGCUGCUGGCAUCAAACGCAGUCGCUGUGACUUUUGGAGAGAAGCUUUUGGGUGUCAUGGCCUGGAUCAUGCCCAUCUCUGUGGCCCUGUCCACUUUUGGAGGAGUUAAUGGCUCUCUCUUCACCUCCUCCCGGUUGUUCUUUGCUGGAGCCAGAGAAGGCCACCUUCCCAGCGUGUUGGCCAUGAUCCACGUGAAGCGCUGCACCCCAAUCCCAGCUCUGCUCUUCACAUGUCUCUCCACUCUACUAAUGCUGGUCACCAGUGACAUGUACACACUUAUCAACUACGUGGGUUUCAUCAACUACCUCUUCUAUGGGGUCACAGUUGCUGGACAGAUUGUCCUUCGCUGGAAGAAACCUGACAUUCCCCGCCCUAUCAAGGUCAGCCUGCUGUUUCCCAUCAUCUACCUGCUGUUCUGGGCCUUCCUGCUGAUCUUCAGCCUGUGGUCUGAGCCAGUGGUGUGUGGCAUUGGCCUGGCCAUCAUGCUGACAGGGGUGCCAGUCUAUUUCCUGGGUGUCUAUUGGCAACACAAGCCCAAGUGUUUCAAUGGUUUUAUUGAGUUGCUAACCCUGGUGAGCCAGAAGCUGUGUGUGGUCGUCUAUCCCCAGAUGGAGGGGGACUCGGGGCUAGAUGGGACAAGUGAGGACAUGGAGGAGGACCAGCAGCAACAGCAACCCAUGUACCAACCCACUCCCACCAAGGACCAGGACUCCAUGGAGCAUCCCCAGCCCUGAGAACCGCCAUGCUCUCACUUGCUCACCUGGCUACUCCUCCUUUAUCCUCCUUUUCUGCCCUGUUUCCUUGCCUGGGUAUCCAACACACACACACACACACCAUGCGCACACACACACACCACGCGCACACACCACCUCUACUUCUCUACCAGGCAGGAACAGGUCUUAGGUGUGAGUGGUGAAAAAUAAUAGACUGACAUUUGUACCCAAAGAACCAGCCUCUCACCCGAGGGCACAUGUCCGAGACCCCAUACAAGGGCUGCCCAUACUCCAAAUGUUAAAGGAGAGUGGAGAUGCCAAGGGUGCCCUUGAGGGCUCUGCCUCCUGGGCCCACAGCCUCAGGUUCCUCUUAUACCUGAAUUCACUACUGCCUUCCCUCCCCAUUCCUGAGCCCCAGGAAAGCCUGUGUUCUGAGACAAGUGGCCACAGUGAGUUGGUUGGUGAAGACAGACACAGAUGAAGAUCAGCUUGGAGAGACCUAAACCCCUGUCUGUUCACCAGAGACCCAAAAGUCAGAGGGGCUGCUUCCUUCUACUCUCUAUUUCCCACCACUCCUCUUCCUAUCCAACCUGGCCUUCCUGUCCCAGAAAGAUUCCUUUCAGGAUCCCUCCACCCCACUGACCUGUGGACCAAGAGCAGGAAGACUGUCCCCUCCCUCAGCUCUAAGCUAGAACACCUGGGGAAAGGCUCAGAUUGCAGGAACCCAGCACUGCCUCUGCCUCCUCCUGCAUUCUGCUCUGAACAUGGUGCCAAUGCUCUCUGAAGCCAGAAAGACUUUUUAUUCGCAGUAUAGAAGAUGACUCUCUCCAAAAGACCAAACCUCUCAGAUGCUCCUCCCUGUCCCCUAAGGAAUACAACACAGCUGCACCAAGCCAGUACUGCUGGUUCCCCUUACCAUGCCCUCCACGUCCUCUGGGCCUUGGCUCAGGGACCAGGUGUGAAGGAUCCGCAAGCCCUUCAGGCCUGAAACCAAAUAGGAGCCAAACAGCUUUGAGUCACUUCCCAUUCAAGAACUGGGCCUAAAAUUAUCUGACUUAUUUCUACCCCUCAGGAGGGACUGGUGUUAAAAUACCUUCCCUGGGAGGAAGGGCUAUUUCCCACUCCCCACAGCUGCCCAUUCCACAAGCUGGGGGGACUGGGUAGAGAACAUGUUUUGUAAAAGUCAGUUCCUUGCUGGAUGGGCACUGGUGGCUCAUGGCUUUGAUCCUAACUACUCUGGAGGCUGAGAUAUGAGGAUCAUGGUUCAA